AAAUUGGAUCUUUUACAAUUGACAGAAAACAUACCCAAGUUAGAAAUGUCUGUCUCCAAUUGAGUUUCAGCCUUCUGGAAGUGACCAAUGAGAGCUGGUCUUUCAUAUGGGACUGUAUCGCAUUAUUUCGCGCCAUUUUGAUUCAAAGAAGUGGGCCAAGAUUAUUUACAUGUCCGUCGCAAUCACUGAAAAACACGUCUAAUUUGACGAACAGCGAGGGCACAUCGGGGUAAUCGGGAUUCGGAUUAGCUACCUCGUCAAGAGAGGGUGCUGUGGUGAGGUGAAGUUGAGAGGAAUCGGACCAGCAACACAUGCAAAAAGUUUGCAGCCAUGCCUUCCAGAGGUCGACCUCACCUGAAGGUGGUGUACCCAGAAGGUGUGAAGGAACUGUCAGAAGAUCUGCAUAAGGAUGAGCUCAUCAGGAGGCUCAAGGUCCUGGCCAAGACGUUUGCGGACAUGGACCAGGAUCAGGAGGAGGAAAAGCAGCGUUACGAGCCGCUGGCGCUCCACCUGGCGUCGGAACACUUCCUGCACCACGAGAGCAAGGACGUGAAGCUGAUCGUGGGCUGCUGCAUCGCGGACAUCUUCCGUAUUUAUGCUCCCGAAGCACCGUAUAAGGACCCCAUACAGCUGAAGGAGAUUUUCCUGUUCCUUGUGAAGCAGCUGAGAGGUCUUGAGGACAUAAAUGGAGCUCUGUUUAAGAGAUAUUUCUAUCUCUUAGAGAACCUAUCCUGGGUGAAGUCGUUUAACAUCUGUUUUGAACUGGAGGACUGUGGCGAGAUCUUCAACCAGCUGUUUGAAACUCUCUUCAGUAUUGUGCACCGUGGCCACUCCAACAAGGUGCGUACCUUCAUGUUGGACAUGAUGUCUCCCAUCAUUACUGAGGGGGACUCCGUGUCACAGGACCUGCUGGAUAUCAUCCUCAUGCGCAUCAUUGAGCCACAGAAGAGCAAGCUGCCCGAGGCCUAUGAACUGGCUAGGGAUUUGAUCAAACGGACUUCCCAAGCCAUCGAACCUUAUAUCCAGACAUUCUUCAACAAUGUCCUUGUUUUGGGGAAGACGUCGGAGAGUGACGCGUCCGGGCGGAUCUACGACCUGAUCUACGAGCUGAACCUGAUCGCGCCCAACGUCCUGCUGUCGGUCCUGCCGCAGCUGGAGUUCAAGCUCAGGAGCAAUGAUGGUGACGAGAGGUUGAAUGUGACCCGUCUGCUGGCUCGUAUGUUCUCAGACAAGGAGUCACAGCUGUCCUCACAGAACAAGCCUCUCUGGAACUGCUAUCUGGGAAGAUUUAAGGAUGUGAACGUGGCAGUUCGUGUGGAGUGUGUGAAGUUUGCAAACAAGUUACUCAUCAAUCACCAGAACAUGAUGGAGGAAGUAACAGAGCAACUGAAGGCACGUUGCCAUGACCCUGAUGAGAGUGUACGCUACGAGGUGGUGUCGUCCAUCAUCAAGGCAGCCAAGGAGAGCCUGCGCAACGUGUCCCAGGAACUACUGAGUCUGGUUCAGGACAGGAUGUUGGACAAGAAGUUUAAGAUCCGCCGCGAGGCUAACCAGGGCCUGGCGCUGAUCUACCGUGAGCACUGCACCACACCCGGGCAGGAGGAUGAGAUGAUCCGAUGGAUCAAGAACAAACUCUUACAUGUGUACUACCAGACCAGCCCAGAGGACAGGCUGCUAGUAGAACAUGCGGUGACCCACUGCCUCGUCCCUUACACCAUGGACACCAAGGAGAGAAUGAGACGACUCUUCAGACUCUACGCCACCCUGGAUGACUAUGCCGUCAAGUCGUUAAAUGAAGUGUUCCGUAGCCAGCACAUGCUGCGAAACCACAUGAAACAGCUCUUAGAUCUCCUGGAGGAAGAUCCUGAAGAAACGGAGGUGGAAGAAACAAAGAAAAUGAUUGCUUCCAAGACCAAUCUUCUUGCAAGGAGCCUGUCGGAACCCUCGAAGGCCCAGGAGCAGGUGAAGAAGUUUGUGGACAUCCUGGGGAAGGAUGAGCGCAUCCACGGCUUCAUGCAGACUCUGGUGGACCCCAAAUGUACCUGCGAGAAGGCACCAGAGACUAUGAGAGAGAUUCAGAAGAAGAUCGGCCACUUUGGUCAGAAGGGUCCCGCCAGUCCGUUUUACGACACAGUGAAGAACCUGCUGGAGAAGGUGUCUCCGCUGAUCAUCGACCCGUCAGCGGUAGAUCAGCUGUUCAAGCUGCUGAACGACACCAUGGAGGGGCUGGGGGAUGAGGAUCUGGGCGACUCUGGUCAGGAGAGAGGCCUGCAGCUCAUUCUGAUGCUCUCUCCUAUUUACCCUGAAUCAUUCCAGUCUGAGGACAUCUUCGGCCAACUCCUCUCCUACCUGAAGAAGGAAAACCCCAUAGUUGUGGAUACAGCCCUACAGAUCUUCAGCAACACUGGGGCAGUCAUAGAGGAGAACUUCACUAUGAUCAAGUCAGCACUUCUCCCCGUGUUACAAGCCAAAGCGAAGAGCGGCACCCCACGCCAGGCCAAACAUGCCAUCCGCUGCGUCAACACCAUCUUCCCUGGAGUCAGGGACAGCAUCUUCAAUCAGAUAUUUGAGCACCUGAGGAAGAAGCUGUCCUUUAACUCGCCCAACUUCCUGACGGCGCUGACGUCCAUCGGCCACCUCUCGCUGCUCGCACCCGCACUCUUCUCACAGCAGAUGAAGAACUUCGUGGCCAAGUUCAUCGUCAAAGACCUCCUGAUGCAGGACAGGAAUGAAAAGAAAGCGACCACUUCAUCCUGGUGUGAGGAUGACCAGGUGUCUUUUGAGACACAGGCAAAGAUUAUAGCCCUGAAGCUGAUCGUGAACUGGCUGCUGGGAAUGAAGAACAAUGACGGCAACUCCUGCACCUCCACCUUCAGACUGCUCCAUGCCAUGAUCAAGAACAAGGGGGACCUCAUGCAGAAGGGCAAAGUCAGCCAACCGGAGCAGGCCCACCUGCGGUUGGCAGCCGGCUGUGCUGUACUGAAGCUGGCCCAGGAGAGAGUCUUCGCUGAGCUGCUCACCCUGGAACAGUUCCAGAUGGUGGCUUCACUCAUGAAUGACAAAUGCCUGGAGGUUCGUCAGAAGUUCACCAACAAGCUGCACAAGGGCCUGAUGCGGCUGCGGCUGCCCCUGGAGUACCUGUCCAUCUUCUCCCUGGCCGCUCGUGAGCCGCACGCCGGCCUGCGCAGACAGAUCAAGGCCAGCACAAGGUAAGUCACAUUGCACAGAGGAGACAGUACAUCACCCAGCAUUCAGGAGCACAAGCCAAGCGGAUGUCCCUGUUGCCAGACUACGUCGUGCCUUACACCAUCCACCUCCUGGCACAUGAUCCACGGUUCUACGACCGUCAGAAGGUGGAACAACUCAAGGAUAUCAAAGAGUGCCUGUGGUUCAUCAUGGAGCCCCUCAUCAUGCGCAGUGAGAA
Molecule: messenger RNA, 3424 nt
Organism: Branchiostoma floridae (Florida lancelet)
Lineage: Eukaryota; Metazoa; Chordata; Leptocardii; Amphioxiformes; Branchiostomatidae
Product: sister chromatid cohesion protein PDS5 homolog B-B-like
Exons: 27
Coding region: 331-3213 (960 amino acids)
Biological process (GO): mitotic sister chromatid cohesion; DNA repair
Cellular component (GO): nucleus; chromatin
Source: RefSeq, a predicted model, not a curated record